GUGUAGUAGGCAGGUUACCUUUUCUCUGUCUCUCUCUCUGGACUUGUUGCCUCGGAGCUUCAUAGCCCUAGCAGCCUCAUUCAUCCCCACGAUGAAGACCAUCACUGCUCUUGCCGUUCUUGCUCUAGUAGCCACGACAUGGGCUGUCUCUCCACCUGCAAUUGGGACAGCGGUGGAUUGCUCCAAAUACCAGGGCAAAGGCUCCAGGCUUGCAUGCACAAGGCAGUAUAAACCAAUAUGUGGCGCAGAUGGUAAAGUUUACAGCAAUGAGUGCAUGUAUUGUUCGCUAAGACAAGAACGAGGUGCUGUACUCAGAAAACUUCAUGAUGGGGAAUGUGUUAAAUGCACCAACUACUCUGAGGCAUGCACCAUGGAAUAUAUGCCUCACUGUGGAUCUGAUGGAGUAGUGUAUGCCAACAGAUGUUUGUUUUGCAACGGUGUUGUGAAGAGCCGUGGUGCCCUUUAUUUGGCCAAUUAUGGACAAUGCGAGUCUCGCUGAUGCUCAAGCUCACCAAGUUUCCUUUAGCAGAUUCCACAUAGAGAACCUGUUUCCCGGGGAUGCUGUGGGACAAAUAUAUGGAUUUAAUUCUUCAAUAAAAGAAUCUCAGCAGUAACUGUC
Messenger RNA from Myotis myotis, 619 nucleotides. Its product is annotated as double-headed protease inhibitor, submandibular gland-like. The record is from RefSeq and is a predicted model, not a curated record. NCBI's taxonomy places the organism in Eukaryota, Metazoa, Chordata, Mammalia, Chiroptera, Vespertilionidae. Bases 92 to 499 code for a protein of 135 amino acids. Gene Ontology annotation, molecular function: serine-type endopeptidase inhibitor activity; protein binding. The transcript is spliced from 6 exons.